Messenger RNA from Triticum dicoccoides, 774 nucleotides. Its product is annotated as serine/threonine-protein phosphatase 7 long form homolog. The transcript has 3 exons. The record is from RefSeq and is a predicted model, not a curated record. NCBI's taxonomy places the organism in Eukaryota, Viridiplantae, Streptophyta, Magnoliopsida, Poales, Poaceae. Bases 67 to 774 code for a protein of 235 amino acids. Gene Ontology annotation, biological process: meristem development; meristem maintenance.
UUGGCGUGUCGGAGGAAGGGAGGUACAUCCUCAUUGUCUGGGUUUGUUUGGAGCCUAUCCGUGUGGAUGUGGGAGCGGAUCCCGGUUGGACGGCCCGAUUUGAAGAACCCCCUCAUGGCAAACCCACAGGGUAAUCAUGACGGGUUGCAUGAUGAUGAUGAUCCAUAUCGGCGCCCUACGCUUGCUUACUAUUGGGAACAAGUGACAGUCUACACAGGAAGCUCGCAUGUGCGAUACAAGUGCUAUAUGAACGAGCUGGACACCUUGACUGCUGAGCAGGUACAUUGGUUGCCUUAUGUGGAAGAUCGUGACUUUGAUCUUAAUGAGAUGUGCACGCGUGAUAGCCAUCUUUGGCGGGCGAGGUGCCCAAUGAUAUGCUUCUUCGCAGUCGAGUGGCACUUUGUAGACCGUGUGGCAAGACAAUUUGGAAAAAGACAAGGUAUUCCAAUUGAGGAGAGCAAGGAGGAAAUGCUAUCUCUGCAUUGGUUCGAUCGAAGGAACAAUCAGGAUAUAUCGGAUUGGGCAAACAAACACCGUGCGUGGAUAGAAAUUUGGAAUCAAAGAGACACGUUAGUGCAAUCAGAGAAUAGACCUCACAAUCAGUCAGCAUAUCAGAAGUAUCAAGUGUGGUAUGCGGAUCGUUACCAGUUAAAGCUGAAGCCAGGUUGGACUCACGAGGAGUGGUCGGAGUUGGUGUCUGAAGACCCGGAGACUGCAGAAGGUUAUCAUACCUUCAACACGGCUGCGAGAGACACCAGAGGCGGAGGAGGCUAG